Messenger RNA from Coccidioides posadasii C735 delta SOWgp, 1210 nucleotides. RefSeq lists its product as uncharacterized. NCBI's taxonomy places the organism in Eukaryota, Fungi, Ascomycota, Eurotiomycetes, Onygenales, Onygenaceae. Gene Ontology annotation, biological process: maintenance of mitotic sister chromatid cohesion; mitotic sister chromatid cohesion. Gene Ontology annotation, cellular component: chromatin; chromosome, centromeric region; Ctf18 RFC-like complex. The record is from RefSeq and is a predicted model, not a curated record.
UAAAUCCGAAGCUAAUCAACCAGGGAAUGUAAUGGACCAUAUGGAGAAACAAACAGCUCUAAGCAUCCCCUUCACGCAUACGGCACCUCAAGAGGCGUUCAGACUCCUUGAACUCCCAGAGGAGCUGCUCGCAUUACUUACAUCAGACGAAGCUCCUCCACUCUACCUCAAGUCGCCUCCUCCGUCUAUCUCCGCCGCUAGAGCAAGUUCCGGCUCAUCGUCGAACCAGGGAACAGACGAUGCCUUUGUCAACCUAUGUACCGAUACCAAGACAUACUCGCUCCGACAGGUUCACUCCUCAAAUUCGAUAUUCGUAUUAAGACCGUCGCCGCUCCUUGACAACAGCCGUAAGGAAGAUGGCGGGGUUUUGGAGACGGACGCCAGUGAUGCAGUUACGGCCAUUGCGCUGUGCAAGUCGACGCUGGAACUACAAAGUGUUGGCAAGGGCUACUCUGCUCUCCCGUUUCUAUUAAGGAAUUUGCAGGUGUAUGAUAUGGUCGACAUCGAGGAGGAUGCAAUGGACGUGGACACUAAACGCCAAUCCGAUCUACACACCCCACCUGGCACGGCGGAGAGGAGAAAGGCCCUCGACGGCCUGUUUACCGAUAUACCUCUAUCUCCCACGGAAUGCUACGAGGCGUGGGUUGAUGUAUGUGGCUUCAUUGAUGAAGAUCGAAAUAGCGGGAAUUUGGUUGGUUGGCGGCCAUCGGCAGCGUCGAAACUAUCAGCCUGGAAGAAAUUGCUCGAAGUCUCUAUAUUGCAGGGAAUUGAUUUGAGCAAGCAAUUCUUAGUUCGCGAUUUGUGGAAUUCCGUUGUCGACGAUUCAGAUACGUCAGGUGCAAAAGCGCCAUUCCCUAGAUCCCUUUUUUAUGCGAUUGUCCGCCGUUUAAUGGACGAUUCCCCAUCCGGUAUCAAGUUACAGGUUUUCGAGGGGCUCAAGUGGUCGAACCUCAACAGAGAAAUUACGAUCAAUUGGGUCGGUGAUGUAUAUCUGGAAGCCAUGGCCCCUAAUCCGCGCUUAGCGGUGCCAGAGAGGGAGUUCCUGGAGACUUGGCGAGACUUGAUCCCUGAAAAAUGGAGGAUAGAGGUAACGGCAGAGAAGUUCAAAGACAUUUCCUGCCAGCAUAUCACUUCAUCAAGCAUCUGCUUUUGCCCGAAUACGGGGAAGCAAGGGGAUAUCAAGCCCGUAAAAGGGAAAAUGAGUCGCUAA